GUUUGAGGUGUGCGAACGUACGACGCGCCCCAGGUGCUAACGCCAGACAACGACGACGACGACGAACCACCGACCCCUAUCGAAAGUGAUAACAGCGCACUUGCGUGAGAUAACAACAGAGAGAUGAGAUAAACGGCGAUUCGCAAUGGGUUCAGUGGAAAAUCGAUCGUUUUGCUCCUCAAAAAAAAUCGCCAUAUUGUGUAUGUGUGUGACAGGGAAACGGGAAAAGGGUGUUCACAGGUGAAUCAUGCUGCUGGUUUGUGGCUGUAGUAGUCGUGGCGUGUAGUUACAAUCAGUAAAGUGUGUACACCCUUAUGCACCCUCCGCAUCACAGUUGGAGUGCGCCGCACCGAUCGUACCCUAAAACAGUAAACACAGUGAGACAGAAGUGAUUAACAAAAAAAAAGGGUGUAAACAUUACCCGUUUUGCCAGACAGCCAUUGGGAAUUCGUGUCUUUGUUUUACGGGGGCGCUCUCUUUGUGACAUAAUAUUCCAGCUCGAUGAUGAGACGCACCGAUUACAACUGAUGACGUAGCGCCCGUAAGUACUCCGACUGCCUAAUUGAGGUUCGUGUCUCGCCGCGGUGACGACGGCCGACGACAGGUGACGAACCUCCUCCAUUGGGCAGAAGCAAAACAAACUGUGUGGAAGAGAGAGAGAGAGACAACGGUGUGAGAGUGAAACAGUGCGAACCGAGUUUACGGAGGAGUAGAAAACGUGCCAACCAGCGGCAACCGUCGAUGAGUCCCGAUGACGCUGUCCCGGGAGCAUCAUCAUCAUGCAUCGCUCCUCCUGCUGGUGGUGAUCGUCGGGGUCGCGUCGCUGGUCGGUGUGUGCGACGGCCAGUACUACACGACGCGUGAUCCCCGAUGGUACUCGCGGGAAGGUGACUUUAACUACAAAAUUCCCAACCCGGGCGAUCCAGAGUAUCGGACAUACACAUUCAACAAUCGAAGGUAUGGAUACUAUCAACCGAACGGAUACGGUCAACAGUACCCGGGACAGAGCCUUCCGGGGCAGUACCCGAGCAACACCGGCCUAGGAGACGAUCGCUUCAAGUAUGAUCCGACCAAUCCAACGCUCGCCCAGACACCGUUCCCCGGUGUGCUCGGCGGUUGGCGGGAAGAUCUUCAGGGUAAGCUGCGCCGCGAUUCGAUGCAGCUCGAGCGGGACGUGUUCGUGACGACCAACUACGGUCAGGUGCAGGGCUUCAUGGUGUAUCUGUACGACAAUCCGGACCCGAAGAACCUGUACCGCCCGUGGCACAGCAACGUCGAUCGCAUCAUGGGCAAGUGUUCCACCUUUCUGGGCAUCCCGUACGCACUGCCACCGACCCACGAGGGACGGUUUAAGCCACCGCGUCAACAUCGGGGCUGGCAGCUGGUGCAGGCGGUCGAUUAUGGCCCGGCCUGUCCGCAGCCGGUACAGUAUACGGGCGCUACGAAAGGUAUCCGCGAUAUGGACGAAGACUGUCUGUACUUGAACAUCUUUUCGCCUAAUACACAAGCAGGAGUCGCUCAACGCUACCCGGUCAUGAUCUACAUCCACGGUGGUGAGUUUGUGCGCGGUGCUUCCAACACCUUCCCGGGGCAUAUGCUGGCCGCGUUCUACGAUGUGGUGGUCGUCACCUUCAACUACCGCCUCGGAGCGCUCGGGUUCCUCUCAACCGGGGACGAAAACUCUCCGGGCAACUAUGGCAUCCUCGACCAGAUUAUGGCCGUCCGGUGGGUGUACGAAAACAUUGAAUCGUUCAACGGUGACCGUAACUCGAUCACACUGUUCGGCCCUGGGGCCGGUGGUGCCUCCGCCGGACUGUUGAUGGUGGCACCGCAAACGAAGGACAUUGUGACGCGCGUCAUCGGGCAGUCCGGUUCGGCCCUGGCCGACUGGGCGCUGAUCGUGGACAAGUGGCGAGCGCAGAAUACGAGCCGCGUGUUUGCCCAGAACGUGGGCUGCUCGAUCGAGACGUCCUGGAAGAUGGUGAACUGUAUGCGCAACGGGCGCAGUUCGUACGAGCUGGGCAAUGCGGAGUUCCCGCCCCACGUUGGGCUGUUCCCGUGGGGUCCGGUGUUGGAGAACAAUUUCACCUUCCCGGGGGAUAGCUGGUACGAGGGAUGGAGCGAGCGCGAUUGGCACUUUCUGGCGGAAACGCCGGAAAGUUUGAUCCGGCGGAGGCAUUUUAACCGCGGGCUGCAUUACAUGAGCGGCGUGACGCUGCAGGAGGCGGCGUUUGUGAUUACGGGGAACAAGUCGCUGGCGCCGUACUUUGAGGUCGAUGAGCGGUUCUUCGAUCAGAAGGUGCGCGAGCUGGUGCUGAGGUACAAUUACACGCUGAAUUUGAACGGGACGUACGAGGCGAUCAAGUACAUGUACACGUACUGGCCGGAUCCGAAGAACACCACCUUCAUCAGGGAGCAAUACAUUAAUCUCCUUUCGGACUUCCUGUAUCGGGCACCGACGGACAAGCUGAUCAAGCUGCUCGUCGAACAGAACGUUCCGGUGUACAGCUACGUGAUGAACACCACGAUCGAGGGUCUGAAGUUGGCCGAAUGGUGUAAGGUUCCGCACGACAUCGAGCAUUACCUACUCGCCGGUGCACCGUUCAUGGAUGUGGAGUUCUUCCCGAGGCGUGAGCGCUUCGAUCGGCUGAUGUGGACGGACAACGAUCGCAACAUGAGCCACUUCUUCAUGAAGACGUACUCGGACUUUGCGCGGCAUGGUAAUCCAACGCCAACGCAGGUGCUUGGUUUGUACUUUGAGAAGGCGCGCAAUGGAGAGCUGAAGUAUCUCAACCUAAACACGACCUACAACUCGACGAUCAUGAUGAACUACCGGCAGACGGAGAGUGCCUUUUGGAUGGAGUAUUUACCAACAGUGGUCGGUGUGCUGAUACCUACCUAUCCACCAACGACGGAGUUCUGGUGGGAGCCGAAGGAACCGUUGCAGAUCGCGUUCUGGAGCUUGGCCGCGGCCUGUCUCAUACUGAUGGUGCUCGUCGUAAUAUGCUGUAUGAUGUGGCGCAGCGCAAAACGAGAAUCUGAUCGCCUCUACGACGAAGCCGUCUUCGGCAUGGACAAUCCCGAGUCCGAGCGGGACACGGUGAUGGAGAACAACAUGCUCCAAGCGCAGCCACUGCGCGGCCAGUCCGGCAACAUCUACGAGUACCGGGACUCCCCGUCCAAGUACAGCAAGAUGCCACCGGACGGCGGCGGCGGUUCCAUCCGGUCGCCGAGCAGUCUCGGCAUGACGCAGGUAACGGGGAAGAGUGGACUUACCGGCAGCCAAAGUUCGCUACGCAGUGCCAUCUCGAUGAAGGAAUCGUCCUCCAUCUCACCGCCACCACUGUCGAAGGAGUCCAACUUCGAUCGGAACAUCAAGUACGCCGGUUCGGACACGGUACCGUCCGAUACGAUCCAGCGCAAUGGCAAGUUCGCGCGUUCCGACUCGAAGAACCUGCUGGCGAACCAGAUGUCCCAGGCAGAGUUGGCCCGAUCGCAGCGUGAUCUUGGCGGUGCAACGUCACCGAUGAGUGAAACCUCGACCAUGGCUGGCAGUGUGCUGGGGCGAUCGCAGCAAAUCACGCCCGUUCCAUCGAGCCGUGGCGGAGGUAUGAAGAGCAACAAUGCCAGCAGAACGAACCUGAUCGAGGGAAUUCCACAGACGGCGGUUUAGUGUGUAAGAGAGUAUUUUAUGUUUUGAUUUUAACCUUUUUUUUGUUUUGUUUCCCCCAUUUUUUUGUCACUUCCAUUCACAAAAAUGUCGUGUUUUUGUUGAGUACAACAUGGAACUGGCUUUUAUAAGUACUGCUACACAGCCCCAUCACAUUAUGGUUUUAACAGAAUAGCGGCGCACCGAGCAGAGGCGCACCGCAUCCUUCAGGGAGUUGCGUUUGCAAGAGCAACUCUGUCCUGUAAGUGGGUGUGCGUCAUGCGUCUUCGGUUUAGCGCCGCAAAACCCGUUGUUUAAGUAGUUUAAGUAUAUUAAUCAGUUUCGGGCAAUCGUACUAGUAGAGCUGAGUAGGUAAGUUUUAGCAAAAGUAAUGUGGGAUGUUAAAGAUCUACAAUAGAUUGUGUUAUCCCCCCCGCUCCCCUACGUCCCAACAAAGCGUUUAACGAAACCGACUGGCACAAAGUGCCUUUGGAGUUUUAAGUGAAGGGGAGUAGUAACAAUAGAAGUACAUCCCUUCGUAGCCGAUAAUGUCUUUUGACGCACAAAACAAACACAAAUCGGUGUGAAAAGAGGGUUCACUGUACGAUGAACUCCUUAACCCGUUUGUGUGUUCUACCUUAGUAUGUAAGGUUUCGUGUUAGUGUUAGGUAGUAGCAGCUAGCUUCUAAGUGUAUGUGUUACGUACUACGCGUGUUCUCAUCUGUACAUAUCGAUGCAUCCUCGUGUUGUCGUGUCAGUGUAUCCGUCCAAACGCCGUGUUUAGUUUUGUCAUCACCGUGACCAAUCAUCAUCAUCAUCAUCGUUCAUUAGCUCAUUUUUUGUGUUGUGUACGUGUUGUUGUUGUCGUUGUCCCCACGUGUGGUGUUUAAAGCUAAGCCUUUUUUUAGGUUAAGUAGUUUACUUUAGUGUAGCUGUACUGUUAGUUUCCUAGUUGCCAAGCGAUGUUAUAUCAUAGCUCGCUUGGGUUUUAUUUUUUCUAUGCGCUUGCGCUUCUUCAUCUUCCUUGAUCUUCUCGGAUCUUCUGGACAGAUCGUUGCAGUUAGCAUUUACUUUGGGCCAAACUGUGCAAAUAUUAUCCGUACUUCGAGGGGAGGCACGGACCGGGUGAUAGUGCGAGAUAGGCAGGGCAAUCCAGCCAAUCAAGCCACAUCCAGUCCCGUGUUUUCCCUCCUUUUUUUACAUUCCUUAUUAAGAUUAGUAUCUAUUCGUCUUUAAUGUUUUAUACACACACACUUACCCCCCCCCCCCAUUCAUCGUCUGCUUGUUUUAUGAUUAUUGUGUUUUUUUGUUUGUUUCUGUUAAGCAGCUCCAACAUGCUUCGUAUAAUACAUUCCUUAUUCUUUAGUACUGUUGUAUCCCGUGUAAGUGUUCUUAAGUAAUAAGCGGCAGGCGUUUUCGUAAGGCGUUUUCCAGCGAAUGGUUGAAUUUGUACAUAGCUAGUUUCGGUUUCGCUUCACACAAACUUACCAUUUAAGUAUUACGUGAUUGCCACACACAAACACACCCACAGUGGUUUAGUAAGGGGGUAUCCCAAGCGCGAGUUCAUUCGUAACUUUCGCAUUCGGCGUAUUUUAAUUCGUAACUUUCGCUAAGUACCGGUCUCCCUUUUGGGAAUGCUGUGGGCAAAAAAAUAAGACAGAAGAGAAGGAUAAAGAUCGAAUAAAUUUUAUUGUAAAACGGAACGAAACAAUGAAGCAGUAAGAUGUGUUUCAUGUGAUAAAAUGAAAAGCUGCGUGAAAGAAACUGCAACACAGGUGCGGAAUUUCGUUAUGUCUUUUUAAUUGUUUUUAUUUUGUAAAAGUACGAUUUUAUCAGUCUUUAUACACUCGUCUAGCUCUGUAAAAGUUCUUAAGUCGUUAUUUUACUCUAAAUUUACAAACUGCACAACCUAACAAACCCAUCACUUGACAAGGUUCAGAUAUAAUACACACAGCUUCUUCAUCCACAAGGUGUAGAAAAAAGCUUUUAAGCUUCGGUUAACUUUCUCGCAAGUUGUAUUCAAUGUUGCCUACAAUUGGCGCAUUUUUCUUUUCUACUUCCUCUCUUCACCCUUCCCCGUUCGUAGGUAAGGGAAAUGCCCUCCGAGGGGUGUCUAUGUGUCAUGGAAUGGAAUGGGCAAACGCAUGUGGUUCUUUCCUACAACGAACAGAUCAACGACAAGAACCACAGUCUUGUCGAAGAACUGCAGCUCUAUCAACCAUUUGUACAUUAAUUUCUCCAUAGGAGAUACUCAAUUUGAACGCUUCGACCCCUUUUAAGGUUUUCUCAGUUUUAUAUUAUUCAUUUUGUUUAUUCAUUUACAUAACCACACCGUCACUUGUAGGAAGGUACUACUACAGACAGAUAUACCUUAUUGGCCCUAACACACACCUUAAUUAACCAUGCUAGAAGAUUAGGAUAAUGAUCGUACGACUAAGAUAAAACGUAAUAAGUAGUAAUGAAAUCGUUCAUUUUGGAGUAAUCGACUUUUAAAUGCGUAUCGGUUAUUGCAGUAGCGCAAAAACUGUCACUUAACAUACAUAUACAAGAAAUCAUUCCAGCCAAACUGAUACAAAAACUGUGGUUAAGCGUAUGGUUACUGUCCAAAUAGUAUCCACUACUUUCCACUGUGCAGUGCGCGCUUUCCAUACUCUUCUGAUACAUUGAUCCUUAACUAUAAUGAUCAUUUGGCUGUUAGGGGGGUAUUUAUUGCGUCGUUUUUCUGGGCAUUUUCUGAGCACAUCGAAGCCAAAGUAUCACAGUGUGUCCUGGGGUUAAAAGGGAGCAUUGCCCUAUUGGUUCUAUCCAUUCGUGAGCCGUUGAAUUUCAGUCAUUUUGUUUUUAUUUUAUUCGUUGUGUUGAGGAAAAUGGGUUUCACAUCUGCAAUUGCAUUACUCUGUGUGGUGUUCAGCACCAUUGGCUUCAUUCGUAUCAUUUCCGUAGCUGAAGUCUCUGAUAUACGUGAUUCAGUACACUUGAACUACAUUAUGCGGACACAAAUUUACACUCGAAGCUACAGUAGGUUCACUAUACUAAAGCACACUGAUGAUAUCGAUCGUUCUGGACUAAUAUAUGACAUAGUGACUUGUCGCGUGCAGUUUCAAAAUUUUACUAACUAAUGUAAAAUAUUAAUUAUAUCUCGUUCUUUAUACAUAUUUCACAGGCUCUCUCUCUCAUUGAUCGAGAGAAUAAUCGAUAGUUUUGAGAUGAAAUUUUCAUAUCUUACUGUAGAUCAGAGACAGUUGAAGUGUUCUUUACAACACCUUAAAAUGUUAUUCACCUACGUGUUGUUGAGACCUUAACUAAGCUUAAUAACUCCAAUGCUCCUCUGUAGGGCUGCUUCGUUGGAUGAAUCAAGUCUUAUCGGACUGCUAAUCUUGUUUGGCAUGACCGAAGUCGGUCUACUAGGCCUGCCGGUACAUCACUCUUGGACUUGGCGACUAUAUAUCACUUUCUUGCUGUACCCAACAACAGGAUCGUCAGUCCUGCGUACGGGGGGGAUUGUGCUAGUUCUAUACGGAACCCUUGAUACACCGCGGACCUGUCGCGGGUAAUUAUUGUCGAUGUUUUUGUUUUUUUU
Anopheles gambiae (African malaria mosquito) is the source of this 7229-nucleotide messenger RNA. It is a transcript of the gene Gli, whose product is annotated as acetylcholinesterase. Bases 752 to 3673 code for a protein of 973 amino acids. The record is from RefSeq and is a predicted model, not a curated record. Lineage: Eukaryota; Metazoa; Arthropoda; Insecta; Diptera; Culicidae. The transcript has 8 exons. Gene Ontology annotation, cellular component: tricellular tight junction; septate junction; cell surface.